Messenger RNA from Elaeis guineensis (African oil palm), 1967 nucleotides. Its product is annotated as protein NRT1/ PTR FAMILY 8.3. Gene Ontology annotation, biological process: transmembrane transport. Lineage: Eukaryota; Viridiplantae; Streptophyta; Magnoliopsida; Arecales; Arecaceae. Gene Ontology annotation, cellular component: membrane. Gene Ontology annotation, molecular function: transmembrane transporter activity. The record is from RefSeq and is a predicted model, not a curated record.
AGUGCUUGAUUUGAUCUAUAAGUUCCUCAAUGUUGUGGAGGCAUUAUAGUCAUUUUGCUGAACAACAAUAAUUGAUAGAUAUAUCAUGGUUGGAAGGAGGUGGUCUUGGGCAAGGGAAGAGCUGACCCCAUUGGAAGAGCAAUGGAGUUGGGGGGUUCUUCUAUGGAGAGAGGGGAAAGAACGCGUUUGUUAAGUAAGAGCUAUUCAUCAAGAUAUUAUGAAGAUGAGACAUCACUGGAAGUACCUCUGUUACGGCACAAACCUAGUGACUGGAAAGCACCAAAAAUUAUUCUGGGAUUUGAAUGCUUGGAGAGUACAGCUUUCAAUGGCAUUGCUACAAACUUAGUUGUAUAUCUACACAACGUCCUCCAUGGAAGCAAUGCUUCUAAUGCGGCAAAUGCUGCUACUUGGGCUGGAACAAGCUAUUUUACACCACUUGUUGGAGCUCUUAUAGCUGAUACAUACUGGGGAAAUUACAAGACAAUAGUGAUCUCGCUCAUAAUAUAUCUUCUGGGGAUGAUUAUCGUCACUGUCUCUGCUUUCACUCCAUCUUUAAAGCCUCCUCCAUGUGAAGAAAGCUCAUGCCAGCCAGCAACUAUGGCUCAGAAUCUUGUAUUCUUUUCUGGGCUGUAUCUCAUUGCUUUUGGGAGUGGAGGAGUCAGGUCGGCAUUGCUUCCUUUUGGUGCAGACCAGUUCAGUGAUGAGAACCCAGUCGAGAGAGAAAAGAAGCUUCAUUUCUUCAGUUGGUUCUAUGUUACUGUCACCUUUGGAUUGCUUACUUCUGGCACUUUGAUAGUCUAUAUACAGGAAAAUGUAGAUUGGGCACUUGGGUUUGGCAUUGCAACUUUGUGCAUAGCUCUAGCCUUUGGAGGCUUUGUGUUAGGAACACCAAUUUAUCGGCUGCGGAUGCCAGGUGGGAGUCCUCUGAAGAGUGUUUUUCAGGUAUUGGUUGCCUCUCGUAGGAAGAUGAGCUUGGAAGUACCCACAGAUACCACUCUAUUGCAUGAGGCGAAUGACAAGAACUCAGAUACUUUGGAACAACAGAGAUUAAUGCAUACUGAAGAAUUCAGGUUUUUAGACAAAGCAGCUACUAUUUUGGAUUCAGACCUAAAAGAUAAUGAUCCUCAAAGUUCAUGGAAACUUUGUACAGUAACUCAAGUGGAAGAAUUGAAGAUACUUCUGCGCUUGCUGCCAAUAUGGGUGACUGGCAUCUUCUACUGCGCUGCAUAUUCUCAGAUGGCUACCACUUUCAUCCAACAAGGCAGUGCAAUGAGAACGAAGAUCGGGUCCUUCUCUAUCCCUCCUGCAUCCUUGUGUUCUUUUGAAGUGAUAUGUGUCAUGGCUUGGGUCCUUUGUUACAAUAAAAUCAUAGUUCCCAUAACUAGAAGCUACAUGGGGAAUGGAAGGGGACUUUCAAAACUGCAGAGGAUGGGAAUUGGCCGGUUUUUGAUUAUCCUAACAAUGGCAACAGCAGCAUUUGUGGAGGCGAGGAGAUUGGAGAGUGCCAAGGCUGGUGAAUCUAUAAGUAUCGCAUGGCAACUUCCCCAGUAUUUUAUUAUCGCAGGCUCAGAAGUCUUCAGUCUCAUUACCCAACUUGAAUUCUUCUAUGGCCAGGCACCUGAUUCAAUGAAGAGCAUGUGCACAGCAAUUGCAUUGCUCACCGUCUCCCUUGGCAAUUACUUGAACUCUCUUAUUGUCACACUUGUUGCUCUUGCCACGUCAACAGGAGGGAGUCCAGGGUGGAUAUCGGAGGAUUUGAACUGUGGGCACCUCGACUAUUACUUCUUGGGGUUGACAGGCCUGUGUAUAUUGAAUUUUGCUGCUUAUCUAGCUUUUGCAAGGAAUUAUACACUGAAGAAAGUCAUUGUAGAUACUUGAAGUUGAAUUUACAAAACCAAUUAAAAACAAGGUUGGUUCUUGUGUUGUAUUACACGGAAAAUUACAAUAAACUAGACUUGUUUUCACUA